Astrephomene gubernaculifera is the source of this 1667-nucleotide messenger RNA. NCBI's taxonomy places the organism in Eukaryota, Viridiplantae, Chlorophyta, Chlorophyceae, Chlamydomonadales, Astrephomenaceae. The record is from the annotation of a GenBank genome assembly.
CGGGAGCGGGGCAGGCGGCAGCAGGCGAGGCGGCAGGGGAGGGCUGGGAAAGCGGCGGCAGCAGCGGCGGCAGGAGCGGCUGCAGGGCCCUCCGAGGGAGAGGGUGAGGAGGAGGAGCUGCUCGAAUUCUGCACGCAGGCCGCCCCCUGGCCCCGCCUGCGCCUCGCACUGGCCCAUGCCAACCUGCGCAGGGAGGCGCAGCAGCAGCGGAGGCAGCAGCAGCAGCAGCAGCAGGUGCUGCAACCUGGGGCAGCGGAAGCCGACAAGGACAGUGGCGGCAGCGGUGACAGUGACAACAGCGGCGGCGGUGACAGCGGUGGUGGCAGCAGCGGUGGUGGCAGCAGCGGUGGUGACAGCAGCGGCGGUUUGCUGGUGGUGGGCUACGUGAUGAAGGGCUCCCGGGAGAGGGACCUGGCGCGGGAGGGGCUGAUCAACCUGGUGCCGCAGGAUGGCCUGGUGUUCGCCCCCCUGGACCUCUCCUCCCCCCCGCUGUCCGCCUGCCUCACCUCCCAGCUGCCCUUCCAUGCGCUGCUGCACAAGGCCUCCGACGAGCUGGUCCCGGGCCCCACCGGGGCGCCUACCUUCGGGCCCCGCAUACAGCAGCUGGCAGCCUGGGUGGAGCAGCGCCGCAGCCUGUGGAGGCAACAACAGGGGCAGGGGCAGGGGCAGGGGCAGCAGGGGCGAUUGGGGGAGGCAGUGACCCAUGGGUCACUGCCAUCAGGGAUGGAGGCGGCGGUUGGUGGUGGUUGCGGGUGGGUGAGUGUGGUGGACCCGUUGGAGGCGGCUGCGCGGGUGAUCAGUCGUACGGAGCUGGCGAGGGUGUGUGAGGCGCUGCCGCUGCUGCAGCUGGGAAGCGGGGGGCGGCAGGAGGGGGGGCCGGGGGGCGCGGGGCAUGCAGCAGAAGAGGCAGGAGGGGGAGGGGGAGCCCGCAUGGUAGUCCGCGCGCCCCGCAGUGUGGAGGUGACGUCCUUCAGCCGGGAGGAGCUGCAGCGGGCGGUGGCGAGGCUGGGCGUCCCCCCUCCCUACCUUGUGAAGCCGCUGCCCGCGGUGAUUCAAGAGUUUGUGAACCACGACGCGCGCAUCUACAAGGUGUAUGUGGCGGGGGACAAGGUGUUCCACGUGGUGCGCCCCUCCAUCCCCAACCUGCCCACCCGCCCCCACACCGCCCGCCAGCUGGCCCCCUCCGGCCUGCUGCUUUUCGACUCCCUCAAGUCCCUCCCGACAGCCCUCACACCGCCACCACCGCCGCCGCCACAACCAGCACAGUCCCCUGCUGCCGCCGCUGCGUCAGCUCCCACAGAGCCCAACCCCGCACCCGCCCCCGUCCCCUCCUCCGCACCCGCCCCCGCUCCCACACCCGCACCCUCACCACUUUCACCACCCCCGCCCCCAGCAGCCGCCCCCAGCCCGGCGGUGCUGCAAGCGGUGGCGAGUCAGCUGCGGGGGUCACUGGGGCUGUCGCUGUUUGGGUUCGACGUGGUGGUGGCCAGCAGGGGGGCGGAGGGGGCAGGGGGCGGAGGAGGAGAAGGCAGGGAGGCGGAGGAGGGUGCUGGUGAUGCGGGUGAUAAUGGUGGUGGUGGUGAUGUGGUGGAGUUGGUGGUGGUUGACAUCAACUACUUCCCCAGCUACCGGGGCGCUCCUGGUGCUGCGGGGCUGUUCCGAGCGGC